UUGGAUGGUGUGAACUACAUCUCCCAGAGUGUGUCAGAGCUCAGUGUGAAACCUGCUAAAGCUGUCACUUCCUGGCUCACCGACCAGAUCGCCCCGGGCUACUGGAAACCCAACUCCCUCAUCCUGAGGUAUGUAGGGCAGUCAGAUGUACUUCAUUCCAACCCAGCGAUUCCCUAAGUUCUCAAGCCUCAGCUGUGCAGUCAACAUCUUUAGACAUGUCCAUGCUGUCAAGGCUAGGUGACCAGUUCUACCGGGAGGCCAUAGAACACUGUCGCAGCUACAACGCCCGUCUGUGUGCCGAGCGAAGCGUCCGUAUGCCCUUCCUGGACAACCAAACUGGCGUGGCCCAGAACAACUGCUACAUCUGGAUGGAACAGCGCCACCGUGGGCCAGGUCUGGGUGCUGGACAGAUGUAUGCGUACCCAGCUCGGUGUUGGAGGAAGAAGAGGCGGCUUCACCCCCCUAUGGACCCUCAGCUACGACUCUGUGAACUACGACUGGAGGCAGAGCUGGCCCCUAAGAGGGACCCCUCCCCAGGAGAGGCCACAGCUCUGGAGACUCUGCUCAGAGGGGAGGGACAACUGGAGAAGAAGAAAGACAUCAUCAAGGAGGACGAGACCCUUCUGGAGAUACAGAGGGUCUUGGAGGCUGACGAGAAUGGGGACGAUUUUCAUCAUGACAAUGAGGACUUUGAAGUGGACACUCCGAAGAGGAAGCAGAGGAAAGGAAGGGGCCGAGGAUCCAGCCGCAGGAGGGCGGAGGCUGUGUCCAACGACGACGUGGAUAAACCUUACGUCUGUGACAACAGAUACAAACAAAAGCAUAACUCAAAAACUGCUGACUCAGUCUGUGGGAAGCGCUAUAAGAACCGUCCAGGUCUGAGCUACCACUACGCACACACACACCUGGCGGAGGAGGAGGGGGAGGAGAGGGAGGAGAGGGAGGAAGAGAUGCCACCGACCCCACCACCACACCGACCAGACCCAGACCCCGACAACCACAAACCUCAGAGGGCGGCAGAUGGCUCCAUCAUCCCUAACGACUACUGUGACUUCUGUCUGGGAGACUCUGACUCUAACAGGAAGACUGGCCAGGCUGAGGAGCUGGUGUCCUGCUCUGACUGCGGCCGCUCCGGCCACCCUACCUGUCUGCAGUUCACAGACAACAUGAUGAUGGCGGUGAAGACCUACCUGUGGCAGUGCAUUGAGUGCAAGUCCUGCAGCCUCUGUGGCACCUCAGAGAACGACGACCAGCUGUUGUUCUGUGACGACUGUGACAGAGGAUACCACAUGUACUGUCUGAAGCCCCCCAUGACCCAACCUCCUGAAGGGAGCUGGAGCUGUCACCUGUGUUUGGAUCUGUUGAAGGACAAGGCCUCAGCCUAUGAAGAGCCAUAGCUUCUCGAACACACACACACACACACACAAUGGAUUUACAGGCUCAGGGGUGCAUAUUCAGUCUCAUCUCGUUCAGCUUCUCAGUUUCUAUCUCAGUACUAUCCUCUACCUCUAAAGUUGAAACAAUGUCAUGAUGUGGGUUAUAAACACCACAAAGAGAAUCGUCAAAUAGUAAUCUUUGCUACACAGUGUUUGACACUAUGCUGUUCUACAAUGUAGUCUCUUCUGACUGUUAGCUCGCUAGAGAUGUUUGUGCUGAGGUAAAAAAGCAUUAUGUACCGGAAACAAGGAGAAUUUAUGUCUGUUUGUUUGAAUUUCAGUUUCCAGUCCUC
Molecule: messenger RNA, 1729 nt
Organism: Oncorhynchus kisutch (coho salmon)
Lineage: Eukaryota; Metazoa; Chordata; Actinopteri; Salmoniformes; Salmonidae
Product: zinc finger protein DPF3-like
Exons: 13
Coding region: 216-1397 (393 amino acids)
Biological process (GO): nervous system development
Cellular component (GO): nBAF complex
Source: RefSeq, a predicted model, not a curated record